Messenger RNA from Tarenaya hassleriana, 2652 nucleotides. Its product is annotated as SWI/SNF complex subunit SWI3C. Lineage: Eukaryota; Viridiplantae; Streptophyta; Magnoliopsida; Brassicales; Cleomaceae. The transcript is spliced from 10 exons. The record is from RefSeq and is a predicted model, not a curated record. Gene Ontology annotation, molecular function: protein binding; zinc ion binding. The coding region runs from base 95 to 2482 and encodes 795 amino acids.
UGUGAGAGAGAGAGAGAGAGAGAGCUUCGUCUCUUUGCUUUGAUCCUAUACCCACCAAUCACAGACCCCACACCUAUCUUUGACUUCCACGAGAAUGCCAGCUUCUGAAGAGAGGCGAGGGAAAUGGAAGCGGAGGAGGCGAGGCGGAUUGGCGGCGAGGAAGCCGAAGCAGGAGGAGGACGAAGUGGAAGACGAGGAGGAGGAAAAUAACAACAACGAUGAUGCGUACGAUGUCGAUAACGCGGCGGAGGAGCCGCCGCUGCAGAACUGGAAUAAGCCAUUGGUGCUCGAGGAAAGCGGUACCCGUCUCUCGGAUUUUCCGGCGGUGGUCAGGCGCGGCGUGAUUCGGCCGCAUCCGUCCAUCUCAGCGGUUGCGGCAGCGGAGAGGGCAGGUCUGGUCGGGGAGACCAAGGGUCACUCUUCGCUACCGGCUCUGGAGAAUGUCUCGUACGGACAGCUUCAGGCGCUGUCUUCUGUGCCGGCGGAUUCUCCUGGGUUUGAUCCUGAGAGGAAUGAUGGGUCGUCUUCUGCUUAUGUCAUCUCUCCUCCUCCUAUUAUGGAAGGAGAAGGAGUUGCCAAACGGUUCGGGGAACUGGUUCAUGUGGUGCCUAUGCAUUCAGAUUGGUUUGCACCAGAUACUGUCAAUCGGCUUGAGAGGCAAGUGGUUCCACAUUUCUUCUCUGGAAAAUCUCCAAAUCAUACACCAGAAAAGUAUAUGGAGUUCAGAAACUCCAUUGUUGCAAAUUAUAUGAACGAUCCAGAAAAGAGACUCCUGUUAUCUGAUUGUGAAGGAUUGGUAGAUGAUAUUGACGAUGAAGAUUUAGCACGGGUUUUCCGUUUUCUUGAUCACUGGGGAAUAAUCAAUUAUUGUGCCACUACUGAGAGUAACCCUGAUUCUUCUAGUGAUGAUGUAUCAUGUGUAAGGGAGGAUGCAAAUGGCGAGGUUCACGUGCCGUCCUCUGCUCUAAAAUCUAUUGACAGUUUGAUCAAAUUUGACAAACCCAAAUGUAGACACAAGGCGGGUGAGGUCUAUUCAUCUUUUCCGUGUCGUGAUGGAGACUCCUCUGACUUGGACAGCCGAAUUCGUGAGCACCUUUGUGAAAUUCAUUGCAGUCAUUGCUCUCGUCCUCUCCCAACCUUGUAUUUUCAAUCUCAAAAGAAGGGGGAUGUACUCUUAUGUGCCGAUUGCUUUCACCAUGGAAAAUUUGUUAUUGGGCAUUCUUGUAUCGAUUUCAUAAGGGUAGAUCCAGCAAAAGAUUAUGGUGAUCCAGAUGGAGAUAAUUGGACCGAUCAAGAAACCCUUUUGCUUCUCGAAGCUGUGGAACUCUAUCAUGAAAAUUGGAUCGAGAUUGCGGAGCAUGUUGGCUCCAAAUCAAAAGCUCAAUGCAUCCUUCAUUUUCUCCGACUACCUGUAGAGGACGGUCUUUUGGAUAAUGUUGAGGUUCCGGGUAUAACCACAAAACCAGCACAUUCGACAAAUGGAUAUGAUCAAAGAGGAACAGAUUCAAAUGGGGAAUUACCAGGACCGUCUGAUCAGGGUUUUGAUAUCGACAUCGAUCUUCCUUUUGUAAAGUCUCCAAAUCCGGUUAUGGCAUUGGUUGCCUUUCUGGCAUCUGCUGUUGGACCUCGAAUUGCUGCCUCCUGCGCCCACGCUUCUCUGGCAGCAUUUUCCGAGGAUGAUAGGAUGAAUUCCAAGGGCCUGCAAGGUAGAGAAGCCAAUUUGUCUCAUGGAGAAAAUCUGCAGCAAGAUGAAAACUCAAGGUCACAUACAACAUCAUGUCAGAAUGGAGCUGAAGCAACUCCAUUGCCACAGGAUAAGAUUAUGGUGGCAGUAAGAGCUGGCCUAGCAGCCGCGGCAACAAAAGCAAAACUGUUUGCUGAUCACGAAGAACGCGAAAUCCAAAGGCUCUCUGCAAAUAUCGUUAAUCACCAGCUGAAGAGGAUGGAGCUGAAGCUGAAACAAUUUGCAGAAAUCGAGACCUUGCUGAUGAAAGAAUGCGAACAAGUAGAGAAAACCCGUCAGAGAUUUGCUGCUGAACGAGCCCGUAUGCUCUCCACAAGAUUCAGAUCACCCGGAGGAAUCUCGCCAACGGCAAACAAUCUUCCCGGUAUGCCUCCAUCCAUAGCUAACAACAGUUUCAUGAACAACAACAACAGCAGCACUCCGAGGCAGCAGCAGCAACAACAACAACAACUAACAGCUUCUUCCUCUUCUCACCCGAGCAUCCCGGGAUUCAGUAACAACCUGCAACAAAUUCACCCUCAGAUGCAAUUCAUGGCACGCCAACAGUCAGCUUUCUCACUUGGCCCGAGAUUACCUCUCAACGCCAUUCAGACAAAUGCAACUUCAACUGCUUCUCCAAACAUCAUGUUCGGGAACAACUUAGGUAAUAACUCCGUUGCAGCUCCUGGCAAUCAACCUUCUUCGUUUACUCACCCGAUAGUUAGAUCUUCCACUGGCUCUAGCUCUGGCAUAAACUGAGAACUCAUCUCUUUACCAUAUCUGCGGCUUGUUUCAUUCUGUCUUCUCCUUUAAGCCAAAAUGUUAAGUUAUUACAGCUUUUGAGACAGCAGAUUGUAAAACAUCUUGUAGUUUAGUUAGUGUCUGUAUCUAUUUAUAUCAUCCUUCAUGCAAACCCCUCUUGUGGACCC